Didymodactylos carnosus is the source of this 2190-nucleotide messenger RNA. The record is from the annotation of a GenBank genome assembly. Lineage: Eukaryota; Metazoa; Rotifera; Eurotatoria; Philodinida; Philodinidae.
GUGAACUGCCUCAUUUUGAUCGUGCCAAAUUGUUAGUGAGAAGUAAUGUGGUGACAAAUGCAAUUAACGAGUUGGGAAAUGUAAUUAUUCAAAAUGGUUUGGAAAGAGCAGUUGGUGUAUGUUUGUUGCACAAACAUUUUGAUGUGAAGAGUAAUGAAAUUUUAUUAGAAACAAAUCACGAUAACACAUCGAAAUUAGCACCUGUUGCCAGUAGCAGCAUCAAAGACGAAGUGUUGCCAUACAUGUGGAAGAUGGGUAAAGAUAUGUGCUGGAGUCCACUGGAAUUUGUUUAUAAUACAGAGCAAAACAAAGAUGCAUUUGGAAAGGUUAUGCAAAAUGAAGGUUUUCUUCGUACAGUUGGAAUGAUCAUGCUACAGUUAAAGGUCGAUGAUAUCCUUGGUUUAAGUUUAUUACAUCGCGAUCAUAUUAGUGGUGCUGCAGGUGGUACAAUGGAAACUACCAACGAAAUUAGCCGUGAAUUGACGGUUGUUCCAUUAGAUAAAACUGUCAAAUGUGACCAUCAUGAAACAGUGCAAACACUAUGGAAAUUUGGAACCAGACAAAUGGAUGAGGAUGUCUGUAAUCACUGUAUGCAUUGCACACACACUACUUCCGGAUGAAAAAGGCAGUUGCCAUAAGUAUAACAUUAAUUCUUUGAUCUUUAAAAAUUCUUACUUCUCUUGCACCCUUUUUCUCUGCUUUACCCUGUUGUAGUGUCUCCUCAAUAUCUUCUUGUAGUGUUUAUUUUUGAUGAUAAAAACGGAAGGAUUUAAAUAAAGGCUUUAAAACUAACGUGGGAACGCCCCCAACUGCACCCUUGCUUUUUGCGUACAGACAUGUAAAUAUAGGUAAUCAAUCAUGCUGAUUCCGAAUAUCACAGUAAGAGAACUAUCCGAACCUUUGAAGACCGGUUUUUUAGCGAAAAAUUCUUUUUCGUCGGGCGCAAUUGUUCUAGAUCAAUUGGUUAUACGAAAAACAAAAGCUACAUUCAUUUUGAAAAAUCAACCUGCUACAGGCAGUAUAAAUCCUUUAUUCGAGAUGAUAUUUAAGAAGUUUUAAUGUUAUUUAAUGGAAAUGAUAUUCAAUAAAGAAAUGAUGAACACAAAUCAUUUUGUUACACCAACUACAUUUACAUACUCAUCGACAUCUUCUGUUUUCUGUCGUUUUGCUCUUUGUUGUGCAAGAUAUUUACGAAACCGUCGAACAUAUGAUCUAUCUGGAAGAGCUGUAAAUUUUCGAUGAACGCCUUUCCACGAACGACCACGUUUACUUGAUGAAUUUCUUUCUUCAGCAUAAUCAUCUACUUUUUGCAUAAAGUCAAUUGAAUGGCAAAAGCGUACCCCAUAAUCUGAAGUAUAUUUUCGUCUAUUCUAAUCUCGAAAAUGAUCACUUUUGUUUUUUUACCUAACGUCCACCUGAUUAUCCACCGUGGUGGGGUGUUCGAGUAGCCUUGACUUUUAAAAAAUUCAUAGCUUACUCAAAACAACAUCAGAACGAGUUGAAAACCUCAGGAUCUGCUUUUUAUUGUCCGUUAAACGUGAUCAUACGAUCGAAAGAAUUGAAAGACCAUAUUUUUGAUCAAAAGCUCUCCAGUAAAUCUUUUAGAAGACCAUAGGGUUUUGUAAAUUCUUUUUGUGGGGAUUGACUUGUGAAUUUUUUCAAUAUUAGGUGAAAGUCAUAUAGUUGUUCAACUAUUGUCCAUCCAAAAAAAGAACGGCACAUAACUGUUUUUUGAAUAAGUUUUGAUAGAAAAGAACUAGAGAGCUCUGGUUUCCACCAUUCGAAAGAGGAGACUUGGGGACAUGUUUCAAUAACCAAAAAGUUUUCAGAAGAAUUUUUCUGAAACAGGUUUUCGAGGAGUUCUUUGGAAAGCCAGGCCAUGUGCAGUCAUUAUUGUCUAUCUUUCUUAACAUGGUUGUCGAUAUAUAAUAGCAAUGUGCUUAGUGAACUGCUUCAUUAUGAUCGUGCCAAAACCAUUCUUAUUCUUAGUUGAUGUGUUUUUGCUUCACAUUAGCGAAAAUUUUUGCUAGUGUUUUGAAGAAUCAUAUUCUGCUGAAAUUUAGGAAGAUCUUUUCUCAUUAAACGAGAAAUAUUGCGGCGUUCCCUAGACGAAUAUGUUGCUGGGCUUUAGCUAUUAUUUUUCGUUCGACAUGAGAGAUUUCUUGAAUCUCAAAACCUCUAGCAGUUCAG